Molecule: messenger RNA, 591 nt
Organism: Acaulospora morrowiae
Lineage: Eukaryota; Fungi; Glomeromycota; Glomeromycetes; Diversisporales; Acaulosporaceae
Source: the annotation of a GenBank genome assembly
AUGACGAUUGGGAUUUUAUCCUCAUCUAUGGACGAUUUAGCGCGAAAAUUGAUGUCCAAUCUGGACCGAAGUAGAAUAUUCCCACCGUAUUAUAAUAAGCCAGAAGAUUUGAUUAACUUAAAUUCAAGUCAUCACGUCAAAAGACCGCCGAAUGGAUUCCUACUUUGUCGAAAGAAUGUUAACAGGGAGGCCGGGCGGUAUGGAAUAUGCAACAUGCGCGUCAUCAGCAAAGUGACAGGGAUGUUAUGGCGUGAUGCUUCGCCCGAGGAAAAGAAUGCUUAUGAAAAUCUCGCCACGCAAGUUAACAGAUUACAUUCCGCCAAAUUUCCGAAUUACAAAUAUCAACCAUCUUCUCGCGCAAGGUCCUCCAACGUUUCCACUCAUUUGUCCUCGUAUCAACCAUAUACGAUACCGCAACGGCCAUUUCCAGUUGCCUCACAAACCCGGGUUGCUUACUCCCAACCAACUUACUACACCGACACGUUAUUCCAAAGUUUUACACCAGAAGAGGUCACCUAUCUUCAAUUUAUUCCUGAACUUAAUCAUGAACUUGUUGCAGAACAAUUCCCUCAUCAUUCUCACCAACUAUGA